Molecule: messenger RNA, 3315 nt
Organism: Neofelis nebulosa (Clouded leopard)
Lineage: Eukaryota; Metazoa; Chordata; Mammalia; Carnivora; Felidae
Gene: RGS6
Product: regulator of G protein signaling 6
Exons: 19
Coding region: 889-2544 (551 amino acids)
Biological process (GO): G protein-coupled receptor signaling pathway; intracellular signal transduction; regulation of G protein-coupled receptor signaling pathway
Molecular function (GO): GTPase activator activity
Source: RefSeq, a predicted model, not a curated record
CGUCAAGGAUUCUAAUAUUUAUCAUACAAGCAAUGGGAAGCCAUUGAAUAGUUUUAAUUGGUGAUAGUGGUCCUGAUAGUGGUGGGGGAUGUGUUCAGCUUUGUGUUGGAAAAGAUCGUUCUGGUGGCCGUGUGACUGGGUGGGGAGAGGGUAGAUUCAAGGUAGAAAGAGCAGGCAGAGGGUCUUGUAGCAUCCCAGGCAAGUGAUGGAAAGAGACAUUGAAGAGGGAAAAUCAACAGGGCGUGGUGUGUGUGGUCCCCUUAUCACCUUCAAGCUUCCUCAAGUGUAAAUCUGACAGGAGCCCAAAGGAGCAUGCCCGUUGGUGCACGAGAGAGCACGUCAAAGCUAAAUUACAUUGAUCUGAAGAAAGAGCACUGGUGCAAGAUCCCAAGGAGCAUUUUCCAGCCCUCCUGCCUCUUCAGCAUGAGCAGGCACCGAAAAUGAAGUGUGAGGGAAGGAAGCAGGCACCCAGGUUAUUUUUAGCAAGCUAUAGGAAAUAGCCAACAUUCUAAUUUGAAUUCUUCUCAUUAAAACCCAGAGCCUAACCCCACACAGUUCUUGUUUCUAAUGUCGGCAAACUUCUCUUUUUCCAGAUAAUUGACAAUAGGCCCCCACGGAAGUCUUCUCAGCAUUUCUGCAAAAAUUUAGCAAACAUUAGGUUUGACACCAUCACCACGUUUGCCAAGACAGCAAAAAUCCCAGUCGGCAAAACUUCGAGCGUGAUGGAGUGGAACAGAGAGGACAGCGCGGAAUGAGUAAUCAUUUCAGGAAAUCUUCUAGCAAGAGUUUCCAGUGUUGGGUUUCGCAUCGUCUUUGCAGGAAGAGCGGUACGGAAGGUCCACUCUGGGGCCAGGCUGCGGUGAUGUAGUGUGAGUGAAGACAUCCGGGAUGGCUCAGGGAUCUGGGGAUCAAAGAGCAGUGGGGAUUGCUGACCCAGAGGACAGUUCUCCAAACAUGAUAGUCUACCGCAAAAUUGAAGACAUCAUCACAAAGAUGCAAGAUGACAAGACAGGGGGUGUGCCCAUCAGAACAGUCAAGAGCUUUCUCUCCAAAAUUCCCAGUGUCGUUACAGGUACUGACAUUGUGCAAUGGCUUAUGAAGAACCUCUCCAUCGAGGACCCAGUUGAAGCAAUACACGUGGGAAGCCUUAUAGCUGCCCAGGGCUACAUCUUUCCAAUCUCGGACCACGUUCUCACCAUGAAGGAUGACGGCACCUUCUACCGUUUCCAGGCCCCGUACUUUUGGCCUUCAAACUGCUGGGAGCCUGAAAACACCGACUACGCCAUCUAUCUCUGUAAGAGGACAAUGCAGAAUAAAGCGAGGCUGGAACUGGCAGACUAUGAAGCAGAAAACUUAGCAAGACUCCAGAGGGCCUUCGCAAGGAAGUGGGAAUUCAUCUUUAUGCAAGCAGAAGCACAAGUGAAGAUAGAUCGGAAAAAGGACAAGACAGAAAGGAAAAUUUUGGAUAGUCAAGAACGGGCCUUCUGGGAUGUGCACAGGCCAGUGCCAGGCUGUGUGAACACAACAGAAAUGGAUAUCAGAAAAUGCCGGCGUCUGAAGAACCCGCAAAAGGUUAAGAAGUCAGUGUAUGGUGUGACUGAAGAGUCCCAGUCGCAAAGCCCCGUGCACAUACCCAGUCAGCCAAUCAGGAAAACUACAAAAGAGGACAUCCGGAAACAGAUAACAUUUUUGAGUGCACAGAUUGACAGACAUUGUUUAAAAAUGUCCAAAGUGGCUGAAAGCUUAAUUGCUUACACAGAACAGUAUGUGGAAUACGAUCCAUUGAUCACGCCGGCCGAGCCGUCCAAUCCCUGGAUCAGCGACGAUAUCACUUUAUGGGACAUAGAGAUGAGCAAAGAGCCCAGCCAGCAGCGAGUCAAGAGAUGGGGCUUCUCUUUCGACGAGGUAUUGAAGGACCAGGUGGGGCGGGACCAGUUCCUAAGAUUCCUGGAGUCCGAAUUCAGCUCCGAAAACCUCAGGUUCUGGUUGGCUGUCCAAGAUCUCAAGAAACAGCCCCUACAGGAUGUGGCCAAGAGGGUGGAAGAAAUCUGGCAAGAGUUUCUGGCUCCAGGGGCACCGAGUGCAAUCAACCUGGACUCUCACAGCUAUGAGAUAACCAGUCAAAAUGUCAAAGACGGAGGGAGAUACACAUUCGAAGAUGCCCAGGAACACAUCUACAAGUUGAUGAAGAGUGACAGCUAUGCCCGCUUCCUCCGGUCAAAUGCCUACCAGGACUUGCUGCUGGCCAAGAAGAAGCCAGAAAGUGAGCAAGGUCGUAGAACCUCCUUAGAAAAGUUCACUCGCAGUGUGUGCUGCUGGCGCAGAGUCAGAAUGGCCGCUGCACUUCACCCCCGAGGUGGCUUCCUUCCAGCAGUGGGGAAAGUCGCUGGCGGGCAAGCGCCUCACCGGCCUGAUGCAGUCCUCCUGACGGUCCCCGCCGCAGGGCCCGGGCCCGACGACCCCACGGGCAGGCGGCGGCGCUCCACAUCCGCGGACAGAGUUUCCCUACGGGGAGAUCUGGUCACUGUGAAAGAGAAGGAGUGAGGGGGAUGACGGGCGGCAGAGGGGAGACUCGGUGGGUGCCCGGGGACACCAUGCAGAAAAAGUCCACAGAGCCCGGGGUCGGCCCUGCAGAGGCCCCUGUUUACAACCCUCACUUCCUUGUACAGUUGUGCGCCGACACCCCAUUCUCGAGGAGGCCCUUGGCCCUAACUCGUUCGGGGCACAACACCUGGCGGGGCACCUGUCGUGACUCUCACUUGAGGUCAUAUCCUUAUUAUCGCCACUCUUCCUUCUGUCUGGGGGACCACGCCUUCCGGCAGAUGCAAGAGCCCCCGGCAGGCCCCGAGCACCCCCAGUAUUACCCCCCCACCCCCCACCUCCACACCGCGGCCAGUGCGCCCACAGCGCCCCCUAGAGCGACAGCCGCUGCGUCCCGACGGCCCCCUUUCUGGCCCCGCCCUGGCCCCCAUCUGUGCAAGGACCCUCCUGCAACCGGGCCCCGUGGAGGCCACACCGCUGAGCAACCCCGCCGACUGCUCCACCUCCGGUUCAUUCAGCCCCCUGCAGGCCGACUUUCCGGGGGGUCCCCACCGGGGCGUGGGGCUGCCCCCUGGUCCCGUCAAGUGCCUCCAGGGUCCGACACCACAGGAAGCACCGGUGUCCGGGAAAGAGCUCGUGGUUUAACAGCCGUGGAGGUUCUGACCAUCUUUGGAAGAAACAUUUAUUAUUUCCGAAUUUAUUCUGGUUUCGCCCCUUCUCCUUGGUUUGUUCCCUCGUGUUUUACUCAAAAUAAACAUGGCCGUGAACUCGGGG